Molecule: messenger RNA, 2902 nt
Organism: Penaeus chinensis
Lineage: Eukaryota; Metazoa; Arthropoda; Malacostraca; Decapoda; Penaeidae
Product: S1 RNA-binding domain-containing protein 1-like
Exons: 17
Coding region: 13-2865 (950 amino acids)
Biological process (GO): nucleobase-containing compound metabolic process; translation
Molecular function (GO): structural constituent of ribosome; mRNA binding
Source: RefSeq, a predicted model, not a curated record
CAGACGUGAAAAAUGUCAACAAACAACGCCUUAGAAGACUCCAUAGUGAUUCUGGAGGAGGUGGAGGGAACGAGACCUUUGGCUGGGGGAACAGGCAUUGAACUCGAGGUGCUCUAUGAUGGCCAUGGAGAAGAAGUCCAGCAUGUACAACCUCAGCCCCAGCCACCUCAGCAGCAGUCAAAAGCACAGCCAUCCCGUCCUCCACUUCGGCAGCAACCCCAAAGACAGCGACGGCCAGUGCAACAAUAUCAACAGCAACAACAAGAACAGCAGCAACAAGCAGCCCAGCAAAGACUUCAGCGACAGCAGCAGCGGCAACAACAGCAGAGACAGCAGCAGCAACAGAGAGCUCAGCAACGGCAGGCUCAGCAGCAGCAGCAAAAGCAGCAACAGCAACAGCAGCAAGCACAACAAAGGGGGGUGAAACGGAAGGACAGCGAGGUUCAAGUUGUGGGCCAGACAAAGGCUCAGAAAACAGGUCGAGGGGAGGUUGGAGGAGCAGGCACUCUCAAGUACAGGAAAAGGAUCCCAGAUAAUGAUAUUGAGAUUGUCUUCGAGUGGGACCCAGCAAAGGUUAUUGCUGAGCGUCAGAGCGUUGAUGAAUGGGUAGCCCGUAAUGUCAUAAGUAUGUUUGACCAAGAAAACACCUUGCCAUUUAUUGCACGGUACAGGAAAGAGAGAACUGGGAACAUGGAGGUUGAGAAACUUAGAGAGAUUCAAAAUUCAUACUCACAGAUCAAGCACGUACAAGAGCGAGUUUUAAAGAUCCUGAAAGGAGACCGCAAGCGUCUACCAGAAGACCGCAAAGCUUCCCUGUUGAGGGCAACUACCAUGCAUGAAGUGGAGCAUCUGACAGCAGCUUACAAAGGCAGUGGGAAACGCACAUAUGCAGAGAGAGCUCGAGAACUUGGCCUUGAGCCAGCUGCACUCGAGGUUAUGCAAGGAACACACAAUAAGUUCUCAAAUCGCCAAGAGUUGUAUUCUCUUAUGGAUCUGAAUAAGGAAGGUCUACGAACAAUUGAGGAAGUUGAACAGGGACUCCAGCACAUUAUAGCAGAUGUCAUAAGUAAAGAUCCCCAAGUCCUUGACUGUGUACGACAACUCAUGAAAUUGUGUAAACCUGUUUUAGAAUGCAGCAAAGCUCGUAAGCAGAUGAAACGUGACCAGGGUAAAAUGGUCAGCCGUGGACCAGGCCCCAGUAAUGAUCUUUGUGCCAAAUAUGAAAACUACUUUGAAUAUAAGAACCUGGCUUGGAACACUAAGCCGCAUUCGAUGCUGGCCAUGAAUCGCGGUGAACAUCAGGGGGUUCUUUCCGUGAAGGUUGCCAUACCGGACAAUACAUAUGUCCAUUUCUUUAACUACUGCCAGCAAAAAUGGUUAGGGAUGGCACCACCACACUACUACAGAACACAGCUGGUGAUGAUGAGCAUUGAAGACAGCUGGGAGAGGCUUGUCAAACCGUUCAUGCAGAGGCAGAUCCGCAGUGAAUUAACAGAGAUGGCUGAGAUUGCAUCCGUGGAGGUGUUUGCUGCCAACUUGCGGAAGCUUCUCCUAACCCCCCCAGUGAGAGGGAAGACGGUGCUUGCCAUUGACCCAGGGUAUGCCAAUGGAUGUAAGAUUGGUGUGACAAGCCCGACAGGAGAGAAACUCCUCACAACAACAAUCUACCCUUUCCGUGGCAAUCAGCACCUUCAGGUCGAGGACUGGUGCAAAGACCACAAUGCCAGAACCCUUCGGGAGAUUGUGCACAAAUAUAGGUGCGAGCUCUUUGCAAUUGGUAAUGGAACAGGAUGCAGAGAGACAGAGACUUAUCUCACACGCCUUAUCGCUCAAAACUGUUUUGAGCCUUAUAAUGUCCAGUACACCAUCAUCAAUGAAACGGGAGCAUCACAGUAUUCGGUUUCCCCAGAGGCACGAACUGAGUUUCCUGGCCUGGACCCCAAUCAUAUCAGUGCUCUGUCAUUAGCCAGGAGGUUACAAGACCCAUUAUUAGAGUACAUCAAGGUACAUCCAAUGCACAUGGGAGUGGGCAUGUACCAGCAUGACAUACCAGAACGUAUCCUGCAUGCUUCUCUAGACUCAGUCAUGACAGAGUGCGUGUCAUUUGUGGGCGUUGAUAUUAAUUCGGCCUCCGAAUUUGUUUUAAGGAAACUCUCUGGACUGAACAAGCCAAGAGCUGCUAAUAUUGUGGAGUACAGAAAGACAAAAGGCCCCUUUAUAAACAGAGAACAGCUGAAGUCUGUGAAGGGUAUUGGACCCAGAACAUUUGAACAGUGUGCAGGUUUCAUCAGGAUCAUGCCCGAGACACUGGAAAUGGAAAUUAACAAAACACCACAGGGAAAGAAGCGAGCAGAAAAGGAAGCUGUGAGCCCACUUGACCGCACAAUGAUCCAUCCUGAGUCUUACGGGGCUGCUAUGAAGUUCCUCAGCAUUGUGGGAGUACGGCCACAAGACAUUGGUGCUGAUCACUUCAUUCGUACUGUGAGACAUUAUAUCCCAACUACAACUUUAGAUGCCUUGUCUGAGCAGUGUGAGACAACGGUCCCUACUAUGCAGCUUAUUGUCGAGGGUCUGACACAGCCUCUCGAUUACGAUAUUCGUGCUCAAUUUGAGAAACCACUUUUCCGCAAGGGGAUUACCUCCAUAGAUGAUGUUGCUUUAGGAACUAAAUUAACAGGCACAGUGAGAAACGUGACCCACUUUGGUGCGUUUGUGGACGUCGGCCUGGGGAACGACGGCCUGGUCCACGUCACCAAGAUGGCCGGGGUGAGGCUGGAGCUCGGCAACAUCGUGGAGGUGUCGGUCAUCUCCAUCGAGAAGGAUCGUUCUAGGAUCGGCCUCAUGCUGGAGAGGUUGAUUGGUUGAGGGGAAUGGGAAGCAAAGUUGUAAGGUAUUCCUUUAC